Neltuma alba is the source of this 996-nucleotide messenger RNA. RefSeq names its product putative F-box protein At3g10430. The coding region runs from base 1 to 996 and encodes 331 amino acids. The record is from RefSeq and is a predicted model, not a curated record. Lineage: Eukaryota; Viridiplantae; Streptophyta; Magnoliopsida; Fabales; Fabaceae. Gene Ontology annotation, molecular function: protein binding. The transcript has a single exon.
AUGUCCAGUCCAUAUUUACCUACUUUAACCUCAGUCCCACCAUCAGAACUUUCAGAACUCUCCUUGUCCAAUAUGGGGAACACCAUGAAAGUGAUGGACGACCACAACAACAUACUCUUUAUUCCCUGCGAUGUCAUAUGUAACAUUCUCAAAAGACUUCCGAUGAAAUCCCUAAUUCGAUUUCAAUGCGUAUACAGAGAUUGGAAAAAUCUCAUCAAGUCUUUGUCUUUUACCGGAGAACACCUCCACCACACCAGUCAUCCAACCCUUUUGCUUCUCCUCAGAUGUUACCGCAGGGUUAGUUUGCGCAUUGUGUUGGUGGAUCAUCCCACCAUGCAGGUGCUUGAAAUUCAAAAGCCACCUUUGAUCGAUCCCUCCAUUAAUUUUAGGAUCGUGGGUUCCAGUAAUGGCUUGGUCUGUGUUGAGGUGGGCAACGAGGAUCGUUGCAUGGUCCCUUCUCCUUUCAGCCCAAAGAAAAAUGGUACGGUUUCCCCUUACUUUUUAUUAUGGAAUCCCCUGACCAGACAGUUUAGGGAGGUGCCCAGAACUAUGAAGGGUUCUAAUGGUUAUUACGAUGUCGGAUUUGGUUUCAAUCCCACUACUGAUGAUGAUUUCAAGAUAGUGACAACUUAUGUAACUCAAUUUCGUUUUGCCGUUAAUCCCGUGGAAGUUUAUUCAUUAAACUCUGGGUCUUGGACGGAAGUAGAAUCAGAAAACUUUGAGGGCAUAAAUAUUAGAAAAGGGGGGAAAGUCAUUGUUAAUGGUGUUAUGUUUAUGUUUGGUGGAAAGCAGGGGCCGGGUGAUGAUUCUAAUACGGCGGUUUCGAUUGACCUAACAAAGCAGGUGUGUGUCUCGACGCCAUUGCCUUUUUUAAAAUAUGAAUAUAAACGAAGUAAUACAAGGCUUACUGUGUACGAGAACAAACUAGCUUUGGUUGUUGUUACUGAACCUUAUAUGAUUCAUUUGUGCAUCAAGGGGAAGAUGGAUUUGGACUAA